This is a messenger RNA of Vitis riparia (riverbank grape), 1435 nucleotides long. RefSeq lists its product as uncharacterized. The transcript has 3 exons. The record is from RefSeq and is a predicted model, not a curated record. Lineage: Eukaryota; Viridiplantae; Streptophyta; Magnoliopsida; Vitales; Vitaceae. Bases 149 to 1288 code for a protein of 379 amino acids.
UUCAGUUAUAUAGGUUUCCAAAACCAUAUAUUUCUCGUAUAACAACCUAUAAACACAAUUUUCCCUAUAUUUCCAUAUAUUCCACAUCUUUAUUCUCAUCUCCUCUCACUCCCCACAACCCCCCUACCAACUCCUCCACUCAACUUUUAUGCCUUCCACCAUGUCCAAACCAGGUAAACAGCUAGGACAACUUCUCCAGGAGCACCAAGAGCCCUUUAUCCUGGAGACUUACCUUCUGGAGAGAGGGUGCCUGAAAAAGAACUUGACUUCAGAGGGUGGCUUCAGCUGUUGUCAUGGCAACUCAAGCAAGCUUUUGAAGAGGUCAGCUAGCUGCGAUCUAAACAUGAGCGGAAAGGGUAUUCCACAAUGUUCCAAAAUUUUGAGAGCUAUAUUUAACAAGCUUGUCUCAAUUACUGGCAACCCAAAAAGCAAACUUUGUGAUCAUGAUGGAGGUGUAUUGAGUUUUUCCGAAGUGGGAAGCAGCAGCCAAAAAGUUGCGGAACAGGAUAGUUUUUCCUCUGCUAGCACCACUACUGUGUUUAAUUCCUGCUCCGCGAGUGACACAGAAGACUCAUGUGCUUCACUGCAAAUCCACGACCCCUUCUCUACUGCAACCACUAUUCAAGCUUUGAAGCAAAACAAACCGAGAGAAGAAGAGGCUGCUACAGAUAGACAGGUUCAGGGGAGAUCCAAGAACCAAAGGCUACAAUUCGGGCCAGUUUCUGUUUUAGGAGAUUCCUCAAUUGGGCUAUCCAACGCAAAAACAAGGAAACAAGAGAAUUCAUCCACUAGGAAAUCUGGCUUCUCCAACAGAAUUAUACAAGACUCGGUGUCGUCGGCCUCUCUCCUGGAAGCAUUGGUCCAAUCCCCAACAGAAAAGCCAAGAUAUAGUGGGGUUACAGAAUUGCAAGAGCUUGUCUGGUCAAACUCUUCCUCCCGGUGCUUCAAAUCCAAAAGGGUUUUGCUGCAAAGAAAGAAGCUUCUGUUUGAUUGUGUGAGGGAAGUGGUAGAGGGCCAUGGAAGAAAUGAGAGAAGGAAGCAGAGUAUUGGGGAAUUCCUUGUGCCUGAAGAGCUUGAGCAGCUCAUCUGUCAGAAAGUAAGGGCAUGGGAAAAACAAUCUGGAAAGGAAACAAACAUAAACCAUCUGCUAAAUUUUGAUUUCAUAGCUUCAUCACAAGAAUGGAAUGAUUUGAGGCCAGAGAGCAGGGAACUUGGGCUGGAUAUUGGAGAAGCCAUUUUAGAAGAGAUGAUGAGUGAGAUAGUCACCGACAUGAUGAAUAUUAUAUGAUAAUUUCCCAAAUUAAUCUCUCUCCAAUUUUCUUAUCAAUAUGUGCUGAAAUAGGUUGUUUUCCGAUCUGUAUAAUCUGAAGGAAAAUCUCACGAGAAUACUAACGCAAGGAGCACACAUUAUUGGUUCAAGCCAUUAUUUCCUGCA